GACUACUGUGACACUAAACACGAGGCCCAUAUUACCACAGCAACAACAACAGCAAAGGAAAAUCAGCGCAGGUAAGCUAUUAGUUAGUUUGAUCUUCACGCCAUGCUUCUUCGCGGACGUUUCUUGCUACAUAGGAGACUAGUGAGUCGUAAAAAACCGGUUGUUGUCUUGAAUUCCUGCUUCCUUCAGCGACUUGGAGAAAAGAAGGGUGGUGCUGUGAGGAACAGGUGGGGGAAGGGGAGGGGCACGGAAUUAAAAGAAUAUUUUCUCCCAAUUUACCAACUGUGUCAGUAAGGUGAAUUUCCUGGCUUUUAAAAGCUGAAGUUUUUGUUUUUGUUUGUUAGCAACCGGAUCUUCACCAAAUGCCAUAGCCGCUCUAACUCAACUGUAAAUCGCACCACAACAAACCUCCAGCCUCUGGUACCAAUCGGAACACAGCUCCAACAGCCUCAGUUCCAAGUUCGAAUGGUUCAGUUCCCACAACAAAGUGGCCCCGCCCAGAUUCAACAGACCAUUGUACAAUCACCAAGACCGUAGCGAAUAAAUCCGCCGCACUCGGCUGUCUCUAAAGAGAAAGUAGACGGUCUGUGACUAGACUUGUAAUUACUUGUUUUAAUGACUUGCCAUAAUAAAUCUUUUGUAACCUUUGACAACCCUUCUUUUGGUAUACAUCGAGCGGUAUUUGUCCUUUAAAAUGCUAAGUUGGAAAGUUUAUCUUUUCCGCCAAGUUUCCGCGGUGGGGUUUUGUAAAAAUCAGAUUGAAUUACACUAAAAGGGAUAAUUUUAUGUAAUUAUAUGUAAUUUUUUUUCCAGCACUCUUACAGAUUCAAGGCAAACCCUUAGGUACUACUGUUAAAGUAACUCAACAAACACAAGGAGCCCAAACAACAGCAAGAGCACAGGGGAGGUCACCUGCACAGAGAAGAAAAUCACAGAAUAAAUAA
Porites evermanni is the source of this 944-nucleotide messenger RNA. The record is from the annotation of a GenBank genome assembly. Lineage: Eukaryota; Metazoa; Cnidaria; Anthozoa; Scleractinia; Poritidae.